Amborella trichopoda is the source of this 4418-nucleotide messenger RNA. Its product is annotated as ABC transporter G family member 39. Gene Ontology annotation, molecular function: ATP binding; ABC-type transporter activity; ATP hydrolysis activity. Gene Ontology annotation, cellular component: membrane. The record is from RefSeq and is a predicted model, not a curated record. NCBI's taxonomy places the organism in Eukaryota, Viridiplantae, Streptophyta, Magnoliopsida, Amborellales, Amborellaceae.
GCUCUCUCUCUUCAUCAGCGCUCUACCUCUCAGCUGAUUUAGAAGACCAGCUGUAAAAAGAAGAUUGUUUGAAAGUUUAGUAAUAAUGCAUCAUCAAGAGGGAUGGAAAGCAAGUAGUGACAUUCUUAAGCCUUCUGAUUCCUCUGAGGAAGAAGGGGAUGCCAUGGAGUGUGUCGAUGUGUCCCACCAACUUUACCAUGAGGAGCGGCUAGUGCACGGGAUGCUAAGGACCGACAAUGGAUGGUUUCUUCGCGAAAUGAGGAGAAGGAUCGACAGGGUUGGAAUCAAUAUUCCUAAAAUUGAGGUCCGCUUUGAGCGAUUAUGUGUGGAGGCUGAUGCACACAUUGGAAGAAGGGCUCUUCCCACACUAGUGAAUGCCACAAUCAAUACUUUGGAGGACAUGCUAGGCUUCAUAGGCCUCUCACCCUCAAAUAAAGCAAAAUUGAAUAUUCUCAAACGGGUGAAUGGCAUUGUAAAGCCCUCAAGGAUGACUCUGGUUCUUGGGCCUCCAAGCUCUGGUAAAACAACAUUGUUGCAAGCCCUUGCCGGAAAACUUGAUCCUAAUUUAAGGGUUCGUGGUAAAGUGACAUAUAAUGGCAAAGACUUGAGGGAUUUCGAACCGUUAAGGACUUGCUCUUAUGUAGGUCAACACGAUCUUCACAAUGGGCGAAUGACAGUGAGAGAGACAUUGGAUUUUUCAUGCCGUUUAUUAGGCAAUGAGACCCAAUCAGAGAUGCUAGCUGAGAUAUGCAGGAGAGAGAAGGCUCUAGGUAUUACACCACACCCAGAGAUUGACACAUUUAUGAAGGCUAACUUGGAGGAAGACAAAGGAAGAUCCCUUGUGAUUGAUCAUAUUCUUAAGGUCCUAGGAUUGGAAAAUUGUGCUGAUACGAUAGUGGGUGAUCAAAUGCAAAGAGGGAUUUCUGGUGGCCAAAAGAAAAGACUUACAAUCGGGGAGAUGUUGGUUGGGUCAGCAAGAGUGUUCUUCAUGGACGAGAUAUCUACAGGUUUAGAUAGUUUGACCAUUUUUCAGAUUGUGGAGUACUUACAUCAGUUCGUUCACACGAUGGAUGUAACCAUGGUUAUAUCAAUGAUACAACCUACCCCUGAGACCUUCCAACUCUUUGAUGAAGUUAUCCUCAUGAAUGAAGGUCAAAUUGCUUACCAAGGCCCUCGUGAAAAGAUUUUAGAUUUCUUCAAGUUCAUGGGAUUCAGUUGUCCCAGUAGAAAGAACAUUGCAGACUUUCUCCAAGAGGUGAUGUCUAAGAUGGAUCAAGAACAAUAUUGGGCUGACAUGACUCGCCCCUAUAAAUAUGUUCCUAUAAAGACAUUUGCGAGGGCCUUCCAGUCCUUUCAUGUGGGCCAGCUUUUAAACCAGGAAUUGCAUAUUCCCUGUGACUUGUCAAAAGCCUGCCCUUUUGCCCUAGCCUCCGAGAAGUAUGGCCUUUCCAGGUGGCAGCUCUUCGUUGCAUGCUUUUGGAGGGAAUGGUUACUAAUGAAAAGAAACUCCUUUCUGCACAUCUUCAAGAUGGUCCAAAUCUCCAUCAUGGCCUUAAUAGUUAUGACUGUAUUCUUGAGGACUGGAACGAAACAAGGUUCCAUUACUGACGGCAACAGAUAUCUUGGGGCAUUAUAUUCUGGAGUGGUGGUUGUUACAUUCAAUGGCAUGACAGAGCUUACCAUGACCAUCUUACGUUUGCCAGUAUUUUACAAGCAAAGGGACCUGCAACUCUAUCCAGGAUGGGCCUUCUUGCUGCCUAUCUUUGUGCUUCACUUGCCUAUGUCAUUCUUUGAAUCUGGGAUGUGGGUUUGCUCAACAUAUUAUGUGAUUGGCUUUGCCCCAUCUGUUACUAGGUUUCUUCGACAAUUUCUUGUACUCUUUUGUAUGCACCAAAUGUCAAUGGGACUCUUCCGUCUCAUAGCUGCGGUUGGAAGGACAGCAGUUGUUGCCAACUCAUUUGCAAUUGCUAUCCUCAUUGCAAUUAACAUCCUUGGUGGUUUUAUUAUAUCUAAAGAUGAUAUUCCUUCAUGGUGGGUCUGGGGUUAUUGGGUCUCUCCUAUGACAUAUUCCCAGAAUGGUGUUGCCCUUAAUGAAUUCUUGGACAAGAGAUGGAGCCUGCCAAACAUUGAUGUGGCCAGCAAUGCAGGCACGGUGGGGAAGGCCUUCCUUAAAUCAAGGGGAAUGUUUUCCGAGGAAUAUUGGUUCUGGAUAUGCAUAGGAGCUGUAGCUGGCUUUUCUUUGCUCUUUAAUGUUUUAUGUAUCCUAGCCUUGGGAUAUCUUAGUGCUCCCCGAAAGCACCAGGCUUGUGGCCCAGUUCAAUCUGAUAAAAAUGAGGAACACCCAUUUUAUAGCAUGGGUGCUGAUCAUCCAGUAACAACUUUGGCAGUUCCUGAGAGAGGCAUGGUGCUACCUUUCCAGCCCUUCUCCCUUGCAUUCAACCACAUAAGUUACUACAUCAACAUGCCUGCUGAGAUGAAGGAAGUGGUUUCGGAGAAACGAUUACGACUGCUCAAGGAUGUGAGUGGAGCUUUCAGACCACAAAUUUUAACAGCAGUAAUGGGGGUCUCUGGCGCAGGCAAAACCACAUUGAUGGAUGUACUGGCUGGAAGAAAAACUGGGGGUUAUAUAGAAGGAAAUGUUAGUGUUUCUGGGUACCCAAAAAACCAGGAAACCUUUGCUAGAAUUUCUGGUUAUUGUGAACAAAUUGACAUCCAUUCACCAUUUGUUACAGUCUAUGAGUCCCUGCUCUUCUCUGCAUGGCUUCGUCUCCCCCGACAUAUUGAGCCCUCUACUAGGAAAAUGUUUGUGGAGGAGGUAAUGGAUCUCGUGGAACUGAAAGCAUUAAGGAACUCAUUGGUUGGUGUCCCUGGGCUUUCUGGCCUAUCCACUGAGCAGAGAAAGAGGCUGACUAUUGCUGUUGAGUUGGUGGCAAACCCUUCGAUCAUAUUCAUGGACGAGCCCACAUCUGGGCUUGAUGCAAGGGCAGCUGCCAUUGUCAUGAGGGUGGUGAGGAACACUGUUGACACAGGUCGCACCGUGGUCUGCACCAUACACCAGCCGAGUAUUGAUAUCUUUGAAGCUUUUGAUGAGCUACUACUAAUGAAAAAAGGUGGGCAGCUCAUAUAUGAAGGACCACUGGGUCAUUUCUCUCAGAACCUGAUUCAGUACUUCGAGGCUAUUCCAGGGAUUCCUAAAAUAAAGGAUGGUUAUAAUCCAGCAGCUUGGAUGUUGGACAUUACUUCUUCUGCCAUGGAGACUGAUCUCGCUGUAGAUUUUGCUCAAGUUUAUUGCAACUCCUGUUUAUACAAGGAAAACCAGCAACUCAUAGAGGAAUUGAGUAGGCCUUCAACAGUUUCAAAAGACCUUAGCUUCGAAUCCUUGCCCUCUCAGAACUUCUUGACUCAGUGUAUGGUAUGCUUGUGGAAACAGCAUUGGUCCUAUUGGAGGAAUCCCCAAUACAAUGCCAUCCGUUUCCUCAUCACAAUCACAAUAUCGGUUCUCUUUGCAACCAUAUUCUGGGGCAUUGCUUUGGACCUGAGCAAGCAGCAAGAUUUUUUUAACGCUCUUGGUGCAAUCUAUUCUUUAGCAUUCUUCUUGGGCUUCACGAACACAACUGCAGUUCAACCCAUUGUAGGCCUAGAGAGAAUGGUUUUAUAUCGUGAGAAAUCAGCCGGAAUGUAUUCGGCCAUGCCUUAUGCCAUUGCUCAGGUGGUCAUUGAGAUCCCAUAUAUUGUGAUCCAAGUACUACUCUUUGUCUUAAUCGUAUACCCGAUGAUCGGUUUUUCUUGGAUGGGGGCAAAGUUCUUGUGGUUCACUUUGUUUAUGUUACUAAGUAUCAUCUACUUCACUCUCUUUGGGAUGAUGACAGUAGCUUUAACUCCAACCCAAGAGUUGGCUGGCAUUCUCUCUUUCUUAGUGUUUAUCUUAUGGAACAUUUUCUCUGGUUUCUACAUUGCUAGACCAAUGAUUCCUCUUUGGUGGAGAUGGUUUUAUUGGGUUAAUCCUGCGGCUUGGACUAUUUAUGGUUUGAUGGUUUCUCAGUUGGGAGAUUGUACUGAGACAAUCAAUCUACCUGGCCAAGCAAGCAAGAGUGUCAAAGACGUUCUUGAAGAUUAUUUUGGAAUUGAAGCCUACUUUCUAAGUACUGCCGUUGCAGUUCACAUUGUGUUUAUUUUUCUUUUCUUGUUUGUUUUUUGUUUGUGUACCAAAUAUUUGAAUUUCCAAAGGAGGUGAUGCCUUUCUCUUAACAACCGCUUGAAAAUUUCACCUUGUUCUCCCAGCCAGCUUGUUACUGCCCUAGCCAGCUCGAAAUAGUGGGGGACCGGGGUCUCCUGUAGAAUAGAGACACAGAAUCAUUCACCCAAAAUGUAAUUUUUUUUAUAGGUAAUAUGUCAAAGAAACAUUGUUUUUGGAUUGA